AUGGUCCGCAACAUCGUCUUGCUCGGCGGCAAUUCGCAUCCCCAACUAACGGAAAAUGUCUCCAACAUCCUCGGCAUUCCUUCUUGCGAUCGCAUCCUAAGCAAAUUUUCUGGCGGUGAAAGCCGUUGUGAAAUCAAAGACUCGGUCCGUGGCAAGGAUGUCUACAUCGUCCAGUCUGGCUCCGGCCAUGUCAAUGACAACCUCAUCGACCUCUGCAUCAUGAUCUCUGCAUGCAAAACUGGAUCUGCAAAACGAGUUACCGCAGUCGUCCCUCUCUUUCCUUACUCGAGACAGCCCGAUUGGCCCUACAAUAAAGCCGGCGCGCCAUUGUCAAGAUCUUCCGAGGCCCCCAGAAAAGACUACACCUUCGAGAGCGUGCCGGCCACACCUCGCCCUGGUGGUCCUCGCAGCCAUGGUUUGAGCAACGGCGCCUUCAGCCUUAGCGACAAGCUUCAAAAAACGACCAUUUCAGAGACCAAUGGCACAGACUACUUUCCUAAGAGGUCAGAUACUCUGUCCAGUGUGGGCUCCAAUGGGCGCGGGCACACGGCGGAGAAUUCCAUCUCAUCUCAACGAAGCUUCACCACACACGACUAUGAGAACCCCAACAGCGUCGCUGCUACCUUCCAGGCCAAGCCCGGCUACAAGCAAUGGGUGGCGCAGGCCGGCACUCUAGUUGCCGACCUUCUCACUUGCGCCGGCGCUGACCACAUCAUCACCAUGGACUUGCACGACCCUCAAUAUCAGGGUUUUUUCGACAUUCCUGUCGACAACCUCUACGGCAAGCCUCUCAUCCAAAGUUACAUCCAGAAGCACAUCCCCGGUUAUGGAGAAGCCGUGAUUGUCUCUCCGGACGCUGGUGGUGCGAAGCGAGCCACAGCCAUCGCCGACAGCCUCAAGAUGGACUUUGCUCUCAUUCACAAGGAACGACGUCCCAUCAAGUUUACGGAGCAGCGAAAUGCCAGCAUGAUGCUUGUUGGUGAUAUUGCCAAUCGCGUUUGCAUCUUGGUUGACGAUCUGGGCGACACCGCCAACACCAUCACACGCGCUGCCAAAUUACUGAAGAAGGAGGGAGCUACCAAGGUCUAUGCUCUACUCACUCACGGUGUCUUCAGCGGUGACGCCAUUCCUCGCUUGAAUGCGUCUGCUAUUGACAAGAUUAUUGUGACCAACUCGGUCCCUCAGGAGGAGCAUCGUCGGCUGUGUCCCAAGUUGGAAGUGUUGGAUGUAUCCCCCAUCUUUGCUGAAGCUAUUCGCCGCGUCCAUCACGGUGAAUCCAUUAGCAGACUCUUCCAGUACGACUAA
This is a messenger RNA of Pochonia chlamydosporia 170, 1305 nucleotides long. RefSeq names its product ribose-phosphate pyrophosphokinase 5. NCBI's taxonomy places the organism in Eukaryota, Fungi, Ascomycota, Sordariomycetes, Hypocreales, Clavicipitaceae. The record is from RefSeq and is a predicted model, not a curated record. The coding region runs from base 1 to 1305 and encodes 434 amino acids. Gene Ontology annotation, cellular component: cytoplasm; ribose phosphate diphosphokinase complex. Gene Ontology annotation, molecular function: ribose phosphate diphosphokinase activity; magnesium ion binding. Gene Ontology annotation, biological process: purine nucleotide biosynthetic process; 5-phosphoribose 1-diphosphate biosynthetic process. The transcript is spliced from 2 exons.